AAUGUCUUCCACCGGAAACACUUGCUGAGUGGAUCCACCGGUUUUCACUUCCUACAUGUCCACUGCUAACAGAGCUGCACAAUGCAAAUACUAACUUUAUUAGGAUUAUUUUCAGCAUGCUUUUUAGCAAACAGCAUCAACAUCGAGAAUAGCGCAGGGCAGUUCUUCAGCAGUGGGCAUACGAACAAUUGGGCCGUUCUGGUGUGCACAUCCAGAUUCUGGUUCAACUACCGACAUGUGGCAAAUACUCUAUCUGUGUACAGAAGUGUGAAGAGGCUGGGCAUCCCUGACAGCCACAUAGUUCUGAUGCUGGCUGAUGACAUGGCUUGUAACCACAGAAAUCCCAAACCUGCUACAGUGUUCAGUCACAAAAACAUGGAGCUGAAUGUGUAUGGUGACGAUGUGGAAGUGGACUAUCGAGGUUAUGAGGUAACUGUGGAGAACUUCCUGCGAGUUUUGACUGGGCGCCUGCCUCCCAGCACACCACGCUCUAAACGCCUCCUUUCUGAUGAUCGAAGCAACAUCCUCAUAUACCUGACAGGCCACGGUGGGAAUGGCUUUCUGAAGUUCCAGGACUCUGAGGAGAUUAGUAAUGUGGAACUGGCAGAUGCUUUUGAGCAGAUGUGGCAGAAAAGAAGGUACAACGAGCUGCUCUUCAUCAUUGACACCUGUCAAGGCGCCUCCAUGUAUGAAAGAUUUUACUCUCCAAACAUCAUGGCUUUGGCCAGCAGUCAAGUUGGAGAAGACUCCCUGUCGCACCAGCCAGAUUUGGCCAUAGGAGUCCAUUUGAUGGAUCGUUACACGUUCUACAUGCUGGAGUUCCUUGAAGACAUCCAUCCUGCAAGCAAAACCAACAUGAAUGAUCUGUUCAAAGUGUGUCCAAAGAGUCAGUGUGUGUCCACUCCAGGCCAUCGUACUGACCUGUUCCUGAGAGAUCCUGGAAGUGUUCUCAUCACAGAUUUCUUUGGUAGUGUCCGCAAGGUUGAGCUCACCAUGGAUGCCAUCAACUUGACUGACCCCAUCAAGCAGAUGGAGGAGAAUCCUGUAAAUGGAGAGGAGCAAAAAGAGGUGUACUCGUACGCGGACCAGCUGCCAGUGUCUGAGAUCAUCCAUCAGAUGUCUUUGUGCCGUUUCCAUGGCGACAUCUCUAAGUGUGAAAUGCAACUGCCUCCCGGUCUCGGUGCGGAGGGGCCACCAUGAAAUCCAGCAGAAAGGAUAGGCAGGAUUGUGGAAAAGAAUUGUGCAUUCACCUCAUUCCCAAAUGAAUUGUGACUUUCACUCGGGUCGACCUUCACAAAUGAACACCUCUUCCUCCUCAAUCCAGCUUUAGAAUGCGCGCUGUGCAUUCAGAAUAGCCCGGCUCUGGUCUUGUAUUACUCUCGUAAGAUUUUUCCAUUAUGAGACUAUUAAAAAUACAAUUUCCGUAUUUCUACUUCAACUUAUGCCUCACAAAAGUAAAGAAUCCACAUUAAUCUUUGCCUCGAGCAAGAGUAGACAUUAUUGGUGAUUACAUUUGGGGUUCAGCCUUGCGAGCUGCCCGCCUUUUUAAAAUACAGAGAGUGGACACGUUAAUAUCGACGCGUACACAGUGCAUUUGCAGGGCAAGACCAGAUUUGAUUGAACUUUGGAAACCUAAAAAGUCACUUUGUAUGCACUCUGAAUGUGGAGUGUGCUGCUUAGUUUUUCUUUGCGUGUUUUAAUUAGUUCCUGCACAUGUAAAUGCGAUGUAUGAUGAUCAGAUGAAAUGUGGUGAACGGAGCAUCUAGUUAGUUUUGCUUUUACUGACAUGUUUUUUUUAGCUUUGCAUAGCGCUCAUCUAACAUAGCAUUAUUCAGGUGCAAUACUGCAUAUUGUCUGAACAUUGCAUGCCGUCAAAGUCAUUUUACAUUGUGGGCCACAUACAGCACACUUUGAUCUUCAGUGGGCCGACACAGUGAAACUUUCCUGUCUGUCAGUCUUAAUUUGAACUUAAUCUGUGAGAUAGCUCAAUAUAAGUGCAAGUUAAACGGUAUGUCUCAGUUUUUCUACAUGACAAAAAAAUCCUGCUGUAGUGAAUGAAAAAAAUCUGUCUGCAUGACUCUUUGUGCUUAAGUUGUAAGAAAUAAACUGCAGACAGUAGAUAGUGGGGAAAAACAGGAACGUUUCUUUUAUGACUUAAUUAAUGUAUUUAAGAAUGGAUGCCUUCCUUCACAUUUUCAAAAGUCGUCCAAUGAGCCAGAUUGUAGUCGUUGCUGGGCGUAUUCUGGCCUCUGAGCCUUAUGUUUGACACCCCUGUUCAAACAGACACAUUGAAGCUUUGCCUAAUCUAAUUAGUGAAAAUAAUUGGCCAGAUGAUAGCUGAAGGAUAAAUUGUAUUAAGCCACAACAUUUUCUUGGUUCUUUUUUUUCAGUCUUUUUUGUUUCUUAUUCUUUGUUCUUCAAACAGUUUUAGCCAAUGUUUAUAUUUGUCGAAAUGCUAAAUGGUCUGUUUGGAUUUAACCAAACUUUAUGACUGUGUUUUUUUUUUUU
Messenger RNA from Haplochromis burtoni (Burton's mouthbrooder), 2508 nucleotides. RefSeq names its product phosphatidylinositol glycan anchor biosynthesis, class K (gene pigk). Gene Ontology annotation, cellular component: GPI-anchor transamidase complex. The coding region runs from base 82 to 1200 and encodes 372 amino acids. The record is from RefSeq and is a predicted model, not a curated record. Gene Ontology annotation, biological process: attachment of GPI anchor to protein; protein localization to cell surface; proteolysis. Gene Ontology annotation, molecular function: GPI-anchor transamidase activity. The transcript is spliced from 11 exons. Lineage: Eukaryota; Metazoa; Chordata; Actinopteri; Cichliformes; Cichlidae.